AUGAUGCAGAAACGGGCCUGCGAUGCCUGUCAUAAGAGAAAGAUCCAAUGCGAUUCAACAAGCGCAGAUACACCCUGCAACUGGUGUGAGCACCAUGGCUUGGAUUGUACAUUUAACCGAGUGAGAGGCCGUAAGAAGACAGCUAAGGCUAGAUCUCGUCAAACGUCAGAGCAAAGCCUUGCAGAACGCCUCAAGCGCAUUGAAGAUGCUCUUUCUCAGACACUUUCCAAUCAGAAAAACUCCGAGACCAGUGCAGCCAAACCAUUGACUCCAAGUUCACUAGUCACUGAUCCCUACAAGAGUUCAGACCCUGGUACUGGAGACUCAGCCAACGAUACCCCUCAAAAAUUCUCAUUCAACCGGCCAUCUUCUUCCUUUUUGAGAGCUACAGAUUCGGGCUCUGCAAGUAUAUCCCAAGGAUCGCCGUUCAUAUCUCAAGCUCCAUCUCCUGCUGGUGGCUUUACCAGCUCUGUUUCCUAUGGGCAACUCCAUUAUGGUGGUUGUCACUUCGGCCACAUCAGUCAGCAUAAUGGAAUGCCUCUGCUGUCAGAGCAGGGUAGAAAAUGGAUAACCGCGAAGACUGGUCAAGAAGUUCUGUUCGACCCAGGUGCCGAAGACCACUCUAACCCUGCCCGAUCGUCAGCAUCCCACUAUUGCCAUAACCAACGCGACUUAUACGAACUCCCUGAGAAGAGUAUUACUGAGAAGGUUUUCGACGCAUUUAUUCACUCUUCCUUCAGCUUAGUCUUUCCUGUCGUGGAACGGGUUCUUUUCAAGGAUACCAUCGAAUUAGCGUAUCAGCCUCAUACAGGUGAGGCACCUUCUUUGGAGCACCUCAGUGCCAAGGUUGGCGUCUUGGCUUUUGUUUCCAUGAUAGUACUUUUUCAAGACUCAUCCGUGGACAUGCCGUACGUUGAUACAGAUUUAUGUGCCACAAAGGCACGUUAUCUACUUACAGACGUCCUUGAGAUAGCUAGUGUCAACAACCUUCAAAUAGUCUUCAUGCUGAACAUGCAUGAGAUAUUCUCUGGACGCCUUCGAUCUGGUGCCAUGUUUCAUGCCAUUGCGUGCCGCAUGGUAUUCACACUUGGUGGACAUGCGUACAUAUCCUGUAAACCGCGAAGCUCACAAGUAACACGUUCAGAGAGGGAACGUCGCCAACUUCGACUGCUAUUCUGGCUAUGCUAUAUCUUUGAUAAAGAUAUUGCUCUACGGACAGGUCAGCCGCCACUUAUGUCCGACGACUAUUGCGAUCUUACACUUCCGGAGAACUAUUUCGAAUGCUAUGAUUACCUUCCCAACCUCCAUGACAACCUCCCCCAAGUUUCCUUCGAAGAAGAGAGUCUCAUGCCUCACCUUCCGGGCGACCCUCGCCUGAGCCAUAUUAAAGACAAGACUAGCCGUAUGCUAUAUUCGGCUCAAGCUGCGAAGAAGUCUCAUGCUCAGCUACUUUGCGACAUCAGAGAGCUUGACGAAGAGCUCGAAGCAUGGAGACAAUCAGUGCCCCCUUCCUUCCGUCCUGCACUUUCAAUCACCAAUGAGUCUCAAGUCGCUCUCCAAGGGAUGCAUCUACCACGCAGUAUGAGACACAUCACUCUGCAUCUCGAUUACCAUCAUCUGAUGAUCGCAAUUCAUCGGGCGAGUGGGAGAUGCAUGGAGCCUGAUCCUGGAAACUCUAAAGAUCAGUCGGAAUGGAUCCCGGGGGUCGAAUCAAGCACUGCUCUUGCGCUGGAAGCUAGUCGUUCGACACUUGUGUAUUUGCGAGCAGCGAUGUGUGGAGUCGCUGGUGAAGCAUUUUGGAUUAUCGUCUUCUAUCCCACAGCAGCCAUGAUCACUAUUUUCUUCAACAUCCUUAUGUAUCCACUUCACGAACGAGCAGAGCAAGACCUCGAGCUUCUCAAGGCAGCGGCUGAUCUUAUCAAUAACCUCCCAGUGCGGCACGCCCUCAUAUGCCUGCGGAGACUGAUACACAAUGAUGCACAAAGAAACAUACAGACCCCUCUUUGUAAUUUGGGUUUUCGAUACAAAAACGAUUCAGCUAUGCCGUCGGCAACUCGUCAUGAUCAGCUGGUCUUAGUCCCCUGGGACCCCCAGUCUCCAGACCAUGUCAACCGCAUUUACGAGCAACGAGUGCAAUGUGGUUGGGAUAAGAAUCUAGUUGAAGGAUGGAAAGAGAGACAAGUCUCGGGUCAAAAAUCUAUUUUUUGGAUUGUGAGUUUUCUCAAUGCUCACUUCACAAUAGCGAAGGACAAGGCACCAUUGGUUGACACAGCCGAAAGCCUCAGGGCCAAACCGCGAACACCAACUCACACCAAGUUCCAUCCCGUGGGCCACAUCUCACUCGAUGAUAGAAACGAGAAAACAGGGAACUUUGUACUCGAUCUCCCGAAAGAAGGCGUUUACUGGAUUAAGACCUUCUACGUUUCAAAAGCACUUCGAAGCAAAGGCAUCGGUCGAGCAGCCAUGGACAUCGUUGAGUCAAUGGCAAUUGACGAGCCGCUAUGUGCUAAAACCCUCGCUCUUGAUACCGCUGAGAAGGAGAUGCAGAAGAAGUUGUAUCGCGAUAAACACGGAAGGGAAUUGGAUACAAUACAUCUUGACUGCAAGAAUCUUGAAACAAAAUAA
Molecule: messenger RNA, 2625 nt
Organism: Fusarium redolens
Lineage: Eukaryota; Fungi; Ascomycota; Sordariomycetes; Hypocreales; Nectriaceae
Product: fungal-specific transcription factor domain-containing protein
Exons: 9
Coding region: 1-2625 (874 amino acids)
Biological process (GO): regulation of DNA-templated transcription; DNA-templated transcription
Molecular function (GO): DNA binding; zinc ion binding; acyltransferase activity, transferring groups other than amino-acyl groups
Source: RefSeq, a predicted model, not a curated record